This is a messenger RNA of Zootermopsis nevadensis, 5240 nucleotides long. RefSeq names its product alpha-1,3-mannosyl-glycoprotein 4-beta-N-acetylglucosaminyltransferase a (gene Mgat4a). The record is from RefSeq and is a predicted model, not a curated record. Gene Ontology annotation, cellular component: endoplasmic reticulum-Golgi intermediate compartment; endoplasmic reticulum; Golgi stack. Gene Ontology annotation, molecular function: acetylglucosaminyltransferase activity. Gene Ontology annotation, biological process: protein N-linked glycosylation. Lineage: Eukaryota; Metazoa; Arthropoda; Insecta; Blattodea; Termopsidae.
CGUUCAGUGGGACUAAGGAAUCUUGUCUGCUCCCUAUCUCUAGAUUACUUAUCUGGGCUGUUGCGUAACGAAGGUGGUUAUUUGAAGGCUGGAAAGUGGAAGUAAGAGUGCCAACCAUAAACUAUAUGGCGAAUGCUGGCAUUGUUAAAUUCAGACAGUGUUCUAAGCAGAACUUUUCAAGUUCCCUUAUGAGAAAAUAUGUAAAAUGGAUGUGCUUUGUGGAAGGAAGUGGUUGUGUGUAAUACUUGUUACUGAUUGCUUCCAGUUUUAGAGGCCACUGUUCAUUGUUGCCAGGGCUACAGUUUUUGUGUCUAAAUGUGCAUUUUAACAGGAGCGGGAGGAGAGGCCAUGCUGCGGAGCCUCCCCUUUGCCCCGCUUCGCCGUCGCAGCGGGCUGCUGUGCCUCGUGAUCGUCGUGUUUGUGCCUUGUAGUGUGCUGGUACUGAUCUCUGCACCAGACCUAAGCCAGGAGCAGACAUUGGUGCAAAGGUUGGCAGAACUGCAGGCCAAGCUGCAGCACCUGGACUCGAUGCAUCAGGCUCGCCAAGAGGAAGUGCAUAUUCUAUCCCAGCACCUGGGGAUGCUUCUGACCGCAGAUGGUAACAACAGCUCCCUUUAUCUGCCGCUCAGCCCGGAGGUGAAAGUGCUGCUUCAGAAUCUUACAGGACUGCAGAGGGGGGAGUCCUCCCAACUGCUACACCUCCCCUCAAUCUACCAUUUUUUGCCCCAUCUACUGGAGAAUCCAUCCAGUCUCCGCCCAGCCUACUGCCUGUCAAGGGGGCGCACUGGAAUAUCAGUGGUGCUUGGUAUCCCUACUGUGAAACGUGAGGUGCAGAGCUAUCUUCUGGCCACACUGCAAAAUCUCAUUGACAGCAUGACUGAACAGGAGGCAGCAGAUUCUCUCAUAGUGGUCUUCAUAGCAGAGGUUGACCAGGAAUAUGUGCUGCAAGUUGCAAGGCAAAUAGAGGCGCAGUUUUCUGAGCGAGUGGAGUCUGGACUGAUAGAGGUGAUCUCACCCCCAGCCUCCUUCUACCCUGACAUGGAAAACCUGCGGGAGACGCUUGGGGACCCUCCCGAGCGUGUACGGUGGCGAACAAAGCAGAAUCUUGACUUUGCCUUUCUCAUGAUGUACUCACAGCCAAAAGCCACAUUCUAUGUUCAGCUUGAAGAUGAUAUUCUGGCCAAGAAGAACUUCAUCUCUACAAUGAAAAAUUAUGCUCUCCAGAAGAUCUCGGAGAAGUCCCCUUGGUUCGUCCUGGAGUUCUGCCAGCUUGGCUUUAUUGGCAAGAUGUUCAAGUGUGUGGAGUUGCCGUGGCUUGUACAGUUCUUUCUCAUGUUUUACAAUGACAAGCCAGUGGACUGGCUUUUGGACCAUCUGAUACACACCAAGAUAUGCAGCCUAGACAAGGACAGUAAACACUGCAAGAAAGCCAAGUCUGAGCUCUGGAUUCAUUACAAGCCGUCGCUGUUCCAACACAUUGGCACUCACUCGUCACUGAAAGGGAAGGUUCAGAAACUAAAGGAUAAACAGUUUGGAAAGGUGGCUCUGUACUUCCCACACAAGAAUCCAGCUGCUACAGUGGAGUCGGCCAUCAAACACUACAAACAGUAUAGUCUCACGAGGGCGUAUCUGGGAGAGACAUUCUUUUGGGGCCUCCUGCCCCAACCAGGGGACCACUUGGUCUUUAGGUUCACCACACCAUUGUUAAUAAAACACUACCUGUUCCGCAGUGGCAAUGCUGAGCAUCCAUCAGACCGUUUCUACAAUACCUCAGUAGAAGUUUUACCAGAAUCUAGUCACGCUAUCUUCGGCAAAUUUGACUAUAACGCCACCAGCGAUGGUUUUGUCAUAAUAGGUAAGUUUGAUGCGAUGGGAGUGGCCGAGGGAACGGUGGAUCCGCAGCUCGGACCUAUCAGCGUGCUACGGCUAAAUGUUCACAGUGACAGUGACAACUGGGCCAUCCUGAGUGAGAUCAACAUUAGUUCCAGCUGACAUGUCAACCGACCGAGCAGUACUGGUGCAGGGCUCGAGUAGGACUAAAGUGCUGUCAGCUGUGAUAACGUUUGAUACAGCCACAGAUGGUGUCACUAGCUGUGCCAUAUUUUGUACAAAGUGUCAUGCAGCUGACAUGCCAUCGCCAUCCUCAGGAUUUUAAUCAUAUGUAAUGUACAGUGAAUAUUCCAAAGUGCCUCCUACUGUCUCAUACGUGGCAUUCGGUGUCUCAGUCGUGCUUGAAUGUGACCAAAUGUCGCAGUGUAAUGCCUCAUAUUCUGAAAGUCUCAGGUUCUAGUCUCAAUCCAGAGGCCAGCUAUUUUUACUGAAGUCUUUCUUGGUUUUCCUAAUUUUCUUCAAGAAAAUCCUGGGAUAGUGCUUUAAAAGAAGCCACAACAAUUUCUAUUCACAGUCCCUUCAGACAAAUGCUAGGAUUGUACCUUAAGUUAGGCCAUGACCUCUUGCUCCAAAAUCCUUUCUUAUUUAUUAUUCUCUAAUUGUCUUCUUAUUUAAUGCUAUAUAUUGUGACUUACUGAAGCGACGUGCCAGCCACGAGCUGCAUCCUUUCCAUUGUGGCGUGUCUGUUUCAUCUCUGCUUCUUUCAAAUACAUUUGUUAGCCUAGAAGUGCGGGAGCCACGAUGCCCCGUGGUAGGGAACGAGAACAUGCUACGUUGCAAGCAGACAUGCAACUGUUGUCUCUCAUGUCAGUUCAGUAUAGUUCAUGAAUCAUUUGGGUAAUUUUUGGGUUGGUUAGAAAAAGUUCAUAAUUGUAGAUUUAUUGUUUGGUAAGAUUAUUUUAAGGCUAAUACACAAAAAGAAAAUUAGAUUACUUGUAAUCUUGAUUUAUCAGAAAUUUGUAUAGUUCAGAAAAGUACCUGUUCUCACGGGUGCUCAUAAUAGCCAGGUUAGGUUGCAGUUGAAAUAUAUCAUCUUCAGUUGUCAAUCCCAGCUUCUGGUUAUAUGUAUCACAAUAUGGCCCUAAUAUAUGAAGAACCUGUAGUGGUUAGUGCAGUGUUUAUUUUUUGUUGAAAUUGUUACGGACAUGUGAAUAUAAUGUAGGAUAAUUUAACAGUCUUCAUGUCUUUGCUGUUAUUGGAACCGAGAUAUCACAUAUUAACAUAACCUCUUGUACUUGCAGUCAGUCACAUUAGGAUCAGUUCUUUACGAUCAAAGGUCCUCUCUACUAUUCACUGCACACCUGCAAGUCCUUUCCAUUUUUUCCCAUAAUUUGCUCCGUGUGCAUAGGUACGUGAGAAUGAACACAUCCGUUCGAAUGAAACUUGUCUGGCAGAUAUGAUCCAUGAAGUUAAAGUUGAACGAACGUAUGUGUGUAACCUACGUUACAGGCUGGUUUUGAACACCAUGAUAUGAAUAUCUAGUCUUCCAUCACAGAACAGUUUAUCGUAUUUUGUUAUCGUUCUUCAAAAUGGUGAAUAGUGUUGAUGCAGUCAGUCCAUAUAGUGUGUUCCUUCUUCACUCUUUGAAGACGCACGGUAGGAUAUCUUCAAUAAAAGAAAUCAAAAUGUCAGAGGAUGGCCAUCUUCAGACUCAACGCCAUGAAAACCUUGAAUCCCAAAAUGUAUAAAAUCUGCUUGUAUAAAGGCCAGGAGUUUGAAAACUUUGCACAUGGGUAAAUGGAUUAAUUCUUGACAUACUAGUCUUUACUUGAAGCUUGUAGCUUGCAAAAAUGUGGUAAAUAACAUUUAUUUUUGAAUGUGCUGCUUUUCAACACUAGAUGAUUUGCACUUGAUCAAGCCAUCCUUGUAACUCAGUCUCAGUUAAAUCCUAUAUUUAAGAGGUUGAUCAAAUAAGGUUAGUUUGUAACCUGUUCAGAGAAUCAAGUGUUAGGUUAGGUCAAGUAAUAAAGGGCAUCAAAAAUUUUGAAAGAAUUUUUUAUUUAGAACUAUCAGGUUUCUUGGUCUCAUUAAGAUCGGUAGAAUAAGUGUGUCUUUAGAUGGAUGUGCAUAUUUUAUUGUUGUGGGAUUGCGCUCUGUUGACGGUUAUUUUGUGUAUUGCAGUGUUUAGUGAUCUCUAUAUUAUUUCAGAAUUCGUACUCAGGACUCAUUCCUGUGUCUUCCUGAUCUGGUUGUGAUGCGGCAGUGUAACCCGCACUUGUGCUCCAUUACUCGGUUCUUUGUGUGACUCAUCCUUUGGUGCCAGUCAAGCCUUUCCUGUUGUUACGACGCCGCGUAUUUACUGUCGAUGUUUGGCCACAUCUCGUGUAGAUACUAUUCUAACAAAACAGCAUACAGCUCACCAAAUCAUCAAGUGUCACAACCAAGUGCUUAACACUCAAUCCUCAUGUGCAGGAUGUUCUGGGUUCAAAUCUCAGCCCUGAGAAUUAUGUGAUGCUGCGCAUCCUUAAUCACUUCAGCAUUGUAAAAUAAGCCACAGAUAUACAACUUACUGAGUCUGCCUUAUCAGACCCUUGAUAAAUUGUUGUGCCUUGUGCAAGCCAGACAUUUGAGAGAAUGAAAGUUGUUUCUGUUCCUUGCAGCAUGAAGUUUCAAAAUGUUUAAGAAGUGAAAUUAUUGUUACUUAGCAAUGGCAGUGAGAGUUCUCUGCUGCAUCACUGACACUACUAUGGGAAAGAUUAACAUUUGCGUUUUGCAUCUCUGUCAAUUCUUGUUUUUGAUUGUCUUGACUAUCUGCUCCAGUGUUUGGGAAUUUGAAAUACAUUUUCGCAUGUGUUGUUUAGCCUCCCAUUUCUAUUCAUGUGUUCCUCAUUGUUGUAAACAUGGCAGGUUGCAGAAAAAUGCAGAACUACAAUGAAUACUUUCUCAUUUGUAUUGAAAAAUUUUAAAUAAGGAGAAGUUUCUUGAGAUGUCAAUCUCUGCAGGUGUAAUAAGGUAUAUUUUUCAUGGUCAUUGGUGCACCACUUAUUCUGACCUAAUUCACUGGCUUCCAACUAAGGCCUGUUUUUAUCAAUAUGACUAGUUUUGUGCGUCAAACAUAGAUGCCAUUACAUUUGUACUCUGUGGCAUUGUGUGUGGCUCCUUGUAUUAAAGGUAAUAAAACAUAAAAGCAACUGAAUUAGUCUGGGUUUGUCAGAAAGUCAUCUCCAUGAGAUUGGUUACACUGAUGUAGUCUGCCUCUCCGUUCCAUACCAAUGUCGAUAUUGUAAUGCAUUCUGCUGUUAGUGACCUAUAGAAGCACCGAAACUUGUGUUUUCUUAUGACAUAAAGUGAUGAAUUUACUGUUUUAAGAACACCAGUUCCUGAAAAAAUAAAUAUUGCUAGGAAAAAUA